Molecule: messenger RNA, 2112 nt
Organism: Fraxinus pennsylvanica
Lineage: Eukaryota; Viridiplantae; Streptophyta; Magnoliopsida; Lamiales; Oleaceae
Source: the annotation of a GenBank genome assembly
AUGAGCUACUGCGAAGAUAAUGGCAUCAAUGUUAACAAGCCUGACUUCCGAAAACUCGAUCUGGGUUCACCAGUUUCGACCUUGUUAACUCGCCCGGGUGGAUUCACUGCCACCAGUAGCAGUUCAAGUUCCUCCGGAUCCCUCUCAGGCCGGACCGCCGCUGGUCCCAGUUCGAAUAUUCCAGGAAUAUCCUAUUCCAACUACAGCACUCACUCCGGCGAGCUAUCAGGUUCUUCGGUGGAGAGUUCCCCGAAACCUAACCGUAACUUCAAGCCGGGACAUAGUCGCUCAUAUUCGACCGGUACACACCCGGUAAUCUCCUCCGGUGGGCGAUCGGUUAACUCUCCGUCGGUCAAUGUGUUUCCCACCGGGAAUAUCUGCCCCUCCGGCAGGAUUUUGAAGCCCUCCAUUACUGUUCGGUCUACCAAGACCGACGUUUUUGGGUCUGGCACCGCCAAUUAUGGCCACGGCAGCAUAAUCAGGGGUGGUGCAGCAUCUAAACACACUGCAACUACCGACUGCGGACCGGUAAAUUACUCGAGAGGAGGAGAUGCAAUGAGGAGAAUGGGAGUGGAUAAUAGUAAUGAUCCAGAGGAAAUGAAGAGAAUAGGGAAUGAGAAUUACAAGAAGGGUAAUUUUCCGGAGGCUUUACGCCUGUAUAAUAAGGCCAUCGCAAUUUCCCCUGGCAAUGCGGCUUACCAUUGCAAUAGGGCCGCGGCUUUGAUGGGUCUGAGGCGGCUGGCAGAGGCCGUGCGAGAAUGUGAAGAGGCCAUUAGGUUGGAUCCGGGAUACGCGAGAGCGCACCAUCGCUUAGGGUCUUUGUUUAUUAGGCUGCAGGUACUGAAACCAUUAAAAGAACUCCAGGCUCCGUUGAUGGAGCUGUCCUUGAUCUUUAGCUCGCCUUUGCGUAUAUUUUCCUUCUUUGCCUUUGUAGUUCCAACCGAGUUACCUGAUCAGGGGACUAUGUCGGAUUUCAGGCAUCAGCCUGAUCCAGUCGAGUUACUGAGGUUGCAAACAGUAGAGAAGCAUCUGAGUAGAUGCACAGAUUCACGGAGUGUACGUGAUUGGAGAAGUACAUUGAGGGAAGUUGAUGCUGCCAUAGCUUCUGGAGCUGAUGCUUGUCCUCAGCUUUGUGCAUGUAGAGCGGAGGCUCUCUUGAAGCUCCACCAACUAGACGAUGCUUAUAUGGCUUUGUCAAACAUUCCUGAACUUGAAUCAUAUACCACUUACCCAUCACAAUUGAAGGUUUUUGGGAUGCUUCUGGAAGCUUAUUUGUUCUUUGUUCGAGCCCAAAUUGAGUUGUCGAGGGGAAAGUUUGAGAAGGCACUUACGGCGAUUGAAAAAGCUGGACAAAUUGAUCGCCUUAAUGUUGAAGUCUCAGUUAUGCUUAACGAAAUGACAUUGGUAGGCCGAGCUCGAACUAAAGGGAAUGAACUUUUUAAAUCUGAAAGGUAUACUGAAGCUUGCUCAGCUUACGGGGAAGGGCUCAAGCUUGAACCUGCAAACUCAGUUCUGUACUGCAAUAGAGCAGCUUGUUGGUUUAAGCUUGGGCAGUGGGAGCGGUCUGUAGAUGAUUGCAACCUGGCUCUUGGUAUCCAGCCAAAUUAUACUAAAGCUCUACUUCGAAGAGCUGCCUCAAAUAUUAAGCUUGAAAAAUUGGCCGAAGCUGUGAGAGAUUAUGAGAUUUUGAGAAAGGAACUCCCAAAUGAUAAUGAGGUUGCUGAAUCUUUGUUCCAUGCACAAGUUGCAUUGAAGAAAUCUCGUGGAGAAGAGGUUUACAACAUGAAAUUUGGUGGGGAUGUGGAGUUGGUUUCAGGCCUUGAGCAAUUCAGCGCCUCAAUUUCUUCACCUAGUGCAUCUGUGGUUCAUUUCAAAGCAUCAUCUAACCUACAAUGUAAACAGAUAUCUUCAUUCUUGGACACACUAUGUGCUCGAUAUCCAUCGGUAAAUUUUCUUAAGGUGGAUGUUGAAGAGAGUCCCACAAUAGCUCAUGCUGAAAAUAUCAAAAUCGUACCAACAUUCAAGAUUUACAGAAAGAGCAACCGAGUGAAGGAAAUGAUCUGCCCAAGUCCAGAGGUCUUGGAGUCCUCAGUGAGGCAUUACAGUAUUUAG